This is a messenger RNA of Camelus dromedarius (Arabian camel), 1464 nucleotides long. RefSeq names its product interferon regulatory factor 4-like. Gene Ontology annotation, cellular component: nucleus. Gene Ontology annotation, molecular function: DNA-binding transcription factor activity, RNA polymerase II-specific; protein binding; RNA polymerase II cis-regulatory region sequence-specific DNA binding. The record is from RefSeq and is a predicted model, not a curated record. Gene Ontology annotation, biological process: regulation of transcription by RNA polymerase II; immune system process. The transcript has 8 exons. The coding region runs from base 115 to 1434 and encodes 439 amino acids. Lineage: Eukaryota; Metazoa; Chordata; Mammalia; Artiodactyla; Camelidae.
CUUUCGCCACCUCCGCGCGCCAUCCAGGUGGCCCCGCGAUCCCCUGUCGCCCUGGGGUCCGGUCGCCGGGUGGCCCAGACCUGUUUCCUCCACCCCCACCCCACCGCGUCCCCGAUGGCCUGCGACCCCUGGCGGAGGGACGAAGGGAAGGUCCCCGACAGCAGGCGGCCCAUGGCGGGGGCCGGGGGUCCCCUGCGCCUCCGCGACUGGCUGGUGGCGCAGAUUGAGAGCGGGCGCUACGCCGGGCUGCGCUGGGAGGACGCGGGCAAGACCCUCUUCCGCAUCCCCUGGAAGCACGCAGCCAAGCAGGGCUACCGGGCGCAGAAGGACGCGGCGCUCUUCAGGGCCUGGGCCAUAUACAAGGGCAAGCACCUGGAGGGCAUUGACAAGGAGGACCCCUCCACCUGGAAGACGCGGCUCCGCUGUGCCCUCAACAAGAGUGCCGACUUCUGUGAGGUGCGUGAGCGCAGCCAGCUGGACAUCUCCAACCCCUACAAGGUCUACCGGCUCAUGUCCAGUGGUGCCAAUGGCCCAGUUACCAGGGCUUGUGCUUCCCAUAAAGAGGAAGACAUUCUCCAGAGCCAGCAAAAGCCCCCUGGAGAAGUGACAGAGCCGGCCUGCAGGACAAACCAGACCCUUUCUCCUGAUGCUCAGGAUGGCUCCAGAUUAGCAACAGAGGAUAAGAACGAGAAGCGGCCCCCCAGGCUGGCCCAGCAGGGCUCCCUGCCGCCAGCUGCCCUGCUCUCAGGCCCCUUGGCUGACCACAGGUACCAGGCCCAGGAACCUGCACACCCUUGGGACCCCUUACCCUCUGACGACUUCAGCAACCCUGAUUGCUGGCUGCACGUGCGGCUCUUCUACGGCGCGGAGCUGGUGCGUGAAGCCACGGCGCGCACGGCUGAGGGCUGCCGCCUGAGCCCGCGCGCAGCCGCCGCGGCCGCCGAGCGCCUGCUGGGGCCGCCGCCGCGCGUCGCGCAGGUUCGCUUCCCGGAGCCGCCGCCCGAAGCCCGAGUGCUGCAGCGCCUGCUGCCCCACCUGGAGCGCGGCGUGCUGCUGUGGGUGGCGCCCGAGGGCGUCUUCGCCAAGCGCCUGUGCCAGGGCCGCGUGUACUGGCGCGGCCCGCUCGCCCCGCACCGAGCGCGGCCCAACAAACUGGAACGCGAGCACACCUGCCAGCUGCUCGACACGCGCCGCUUCCUCGCGGAACUGCGCGCCCACCUGCAGGAUGGUCGCCCAGAGCCUGAGUACCAGAUCCGGCUGUGCUUUGGCGAGGAAUACCCGGGGCCCCCGGACCAGCCCGAAGAGCGGCUCAUCAUGGCCCACGUGGAGCCAGUCUUCGCCCGCGAGCUCCUCCUACAUUCGAAGCGCCACGGCCAGUUGCCUCAGUGGCGGGUCCCCAGGCCCGCAUCCCCGACAGCGUCACUCACCUGCUGAUACAGCUGAGUCAACCCUAAGCGGCUGCUU